GCGGGUGUGAGGCGGUGCGCAGGGGCGGGCGGAGGCGCUGUCCGGCCCCGGCCAGGCGCCAGGCGGGGAGCAUGGGAAGGGGCUAGAGCUGCUCGGGCCCCCCAGCCCCCUCCCCGGGAUCCGCGCCCCCGCUCCGGGGAGAGGGGCCGGGCCCGCCGGACGGACAUGGGCUCCUGAAGUUGCGCCGCCACCGGUCCUGGGAAGAGGCCUGACAGGUAAUUAAAUGUGUGUCUUGUGGACCUGGGCUUGGCUGGAAUGCUCAAGGGUCCUGAAGAUCCUUCUAUAGCUUCCUUCUGUUGAAUCCAUUAAGAGAAGAUGGCAAAAGUCAACAUAACUAGAGACCUCAUCUGUAGGCAGAUAAAGGAGCGGGGUGCCCUGAGCUUUGAGCGGCGCUACCAUGUCACUGACCCCUUUAUCAGACGGCUGGGCCUGGAAGCAGAGCUGCAGGGUCACUCAGGAUGUGUCAACUGUCUGGAGUGGAAUGAGAAAGGAGACUUGCUGGCCUCUGGUUCUGAUGACCAGCACACGAUUGUGUGGGACCCGCUGCACCAUAAGAAGCUGCUUUCCAUGCACACAGGACACACUGCAAAUAUCUUUUCUGUCAAGUUCCUGCCUCACGCUGGGGACCGCAUCUUGAUCACAGGGGCAGCUGACUCCAAGGUGCAUGUCCACGACCUGACAGUAAAGGAGACGAUCCACAUGUUUGGAGACCACACAAACCGGGUGAAACGCAUCGCCACGGCGCCCAUGUGGCCCAACACAUUCUGGAGCGCUGCUGAGGAUGGGCUUAUCCGCCAGUAUGACCUUCGGGAGAACAGCAAACACUCGGAGGUGCUGAUUGACCUGACAGAGUACUGUGGCCAGCUGGUGGAGGCCAAGUGCCUCACCGUCAACCCCCAGGACAACAACUGCCUGGCAGUGGGGGCCAGUGGGCCCUUUGUGAGGCUCUAUGACAUUCGCAUGAUCCAUAACCACAGAAAGAGCAUGAAGCAGAGCCCUUCAGCAGGUGUGCACACCUUCUGUGACCGGCAGAAGCCCCUUCCGGAUGGUGCAGCCCAGUAUUACGUAGCAGGUCACCUGCCAGUGAAGCUGCCCGACUACAACAACCGUCUGAGAGUGCUGGUCGCCACCUAUGUGACCUUCAGCCCCAAUGGCACAGAGCUGCUGGUCAACAUGGGAGGAGAGCAGGUCUAUUUGUUUGACCUGACUUACAAGCAGCGGCCGUACACCUUCCUCUUGCCUAGAAAAUGCCACUCCUCAGGGGAAGUUCAGAAUGGCAAGAUGUCCACCAAUGGUGUGUCCAACGGUGUGUCCAAUGGCCUGCACCUUCACAGCAACGGCUUCCGGCUGCCAGAGAGUAGAGGACAUGUCAGCCCCCAAGUAGAGCUGCCCCCAUACCUGGAGCGUGUGAAACAGCAAGCCAAUGAGGCUUUUGCCUGCCAGCAGUGGACCCAGGCCAUUCAGCUUUACAGCAAGGCCGUGCAGAGGGCCCCUCACAACGCCAUGCUCUACGGGAACCGAGCUGCUGCCUACAUGAAGCGCAAGUGGGAUGGUGACCACUACGAUGCCCUGAGGGACUGCCUCAAGGCCAUUUCCCUAAACCCAUGCCACCUGAAGGCGCACUUCCGCCUGGCCCGAUGCCUCUUUGAGCUCAAGUACGUGGCUGAGGCCCUGGAGUGCCUGGAUGAUUUCAAAGGGAAGUUCCCGGAGCAGGCCCAUAGCAGCGCUUGUGAUGCACUGGGACGCGACAUCACGGCCGCCCUCUUCUCCAAAAAUGAUGGUGACGAGAAGAAGGGAGCUGGUGGUGGUGGCAGCGGCCCCGUCCGCCUCCGCAGCACGAGCCGCAAGGACUCCAUCUCAGAGGACGAGAUGGUGCUGCGGGAGCGAAGCUACGACUAUCAGUUCCGCUACUGUGGCCACUGCAAUACCACCACAGACAUCAAGGAGGCCAAUUUCUUCGGCAGCAACGCUCAGUACAUCGUCAGUGGCUCUGAUGAUGGCUCCUUCUUCAUCUGGGAAAAGGAGACCACCAACCUGGUCCGCGUGCUCCAGGGGGACGAGUCCAUCGUCAACUGCCUGCAGCCACACCCCAGCUACUGCUUCUUGGCCACCAGCGGCAUCGACCCCGUUGUGCGGCUGUGGAACCCCCGGCCAGAGAGUGAAGACCUCACAGGCCGAGUUGUGGAGGACAUGGAGGGUGCUUCCCAGGCCAACCAGCGGCGCAUGAAUGCGGACCCGUUGGAGGUGAUGCUGCUCAACAUGGGCUAUCGGAUCACAGGCCUGAGCAGUGCAGGUGCUGGGGCCUCUGACGAUGAGGACAGCUCCGAGGGCCAGGUGCAGUGCCGGCCCAGCUAGGCCCUCCUAGCCCUGGUCCCCAGCCCCUGCUACCGGCUGGGACCUCCACCCCUGGGCAGGAGGUCAGGGGGCUCUGUUUUGGUUUGUCUUCCCCUUCCCCCCAUUUUUUCCUUUUCCCUGUUUUGUUUGUUAGUUUGGCAUUGGGGGUGGGGAUUGCUACAACUUGCUGGCUUUUGGACUUUUGGGCAAUUGCCCCUUGACUGGCCCCAGCCCUGAGCAGAAGAGCAGGAGGAGAAGCCCCUCCAUAUGCCCACCACCACCUUGCACUUCCGUGUCCCUGGAGGGCUCCGGCCUGCCUCGGGUGGGGAGGCAAGGGCUGAAGCUGUCUUCAAGGACUGACCUACCCUUCAGUUGGCAGCAGAAAGGGGAGUGGAAUUCCCAGUCCAUAAGGGCUAGCCUUGACCUGUUACCAUUCUCGCUUCUGGUGGGCAAGGCUAGCUCCCUCCUGGUCUUCAGGGAAGGUUCUGAAAAAGCAUAGGGUGCCCCCUUCCUUGCAGAGCCACUCUGUCAGGGUGGAAACAGAAGUAAGGAUGGGAGCCCUGGAGGGGCAAGGUCAAGCCACUGCUUCCUUGCAGUACAGCAUCCCUGCCCUCCUCCCAGGCACUGGCUCUGGGUCCUGCGCCCGCCCUCACUGGCCACCCCUGGGGGCUUAGCCUUUCCCAAGGGCCCUGGCAGUGUGGGGCACCACACCAUUCCCCACCCAUCUGUGCCAGCCCUUCUGCACUCUGGAGGGCCACUCUUCCUUCGGGCGCUCUUCAGCCUCACUGUGACCUUU
Messenger RNA from Lipotes vexillifer (Yangtze River dolphin), 3130 nucleotides. RefSeq names its product WD and tetratricopeptide repeats 1 (gene WDTC1). The record is from RefSeq and is a predicted model, not a curated record. NCBI's taxonomy places the organism in Eukaryota, Metazoa, Chordata, Mammalia, Artiodactyla, Lipotidae. Gene Ontology annotation, cellular component: Cul4-RING E3 ubiquitin ligase complex; cytoplasm. Gene Ontology annotation, molecular function: protein binding. The transcript has 16 exons. Gene Ontology annotation, biological process: negative regulation of fatty acid biosynthetic process. Bases 316 to 2355 code for a protein of 679 amino acids.